Messenger RNA from Eutrema salsugineum, 3150 nucleotides. Its product is annotated as protein argonaute 7. Gene Ontology annotation, biological process: regulatory ncRNA-mediated post-transcriptional gene silencing. Gene Ontology annotation, cellular component: cytoplasm. Gene Ontology annotation, molecular function: protein binding; RNA binding. The coding region runs from base 55 to 3054 and encodes 999 amino acids. The record is from RefSeq and is a predicted model, not a curated record. The transcript has 3 exons. Lineage: Eukaryota; Viridiplantae; Streptophyta; Magnoliopsida; Brassicales; Brassicaceae.
GCUUUUCCUCAAAGGUCUCCUCUUUCUCUCUCUCUUUCUACUUUUUCCUCAGCCAUGGAAGAAAAAACUCAGAGUCAUCACACUACCAAACACAUCCCUAGUUCCAAAUCAAGAACACCUCUUCUCCACAAGCCUCCUCCUUUUCCCCAUGUUCACACCAAUCCUCCUCCUUUUGUCUUGCAGCCUUCUUCUAACCACCAAAAUCUCAAUCUUGUCUCCUCCAAUCUCCAUUCUAGCUACUACUAUUAUUACUACUACUGCUUCUACUCUCAAUUUCACAACACUCUUCCUCCUCUUCUCCCUCUUCCUCCUACUCCUCCUUUACUUCCUCUUCCUAUUCCUCCUCCUCCUCCUCACCAAAGAUUCUUCCAAUCAUCGACAAAACCUCUCCCUCUUUCUCCAGUUGUGGAGAGUAAGCAGCAACAGCAACAGAACAAGAAGAAGCAAGUUUCUGAACAUAAAUCCAACAGUAGAAACAUCAAAGUGAUUGGGUCCACAGAAACAGAUGCAGAAUCGACAUUAGUGGUUGCUAAAAGACCUGACUCUGGUGGUCAAGAAGGCUCUUUCAUUUAUCUUCUCGCCAACCAUUUUCUUGUCAAGUUUGAUCCUUCACAGAAGAUUUACCAUUACAAUGUUGACAUCUCUCCAUACCCUUCAAAAGAAAUUGCUCGGAUGAUCAAACAGAAGCUCGUGGAGACUGAGCCGAGUAGCUUCUCUGGUGCUGUCCCUGCGUUUGAUGGUAGGAAAAACAUUUAUAGUCCUGUGGAGUUUCAGGAAGAUAAGCUUGAGUUCUUUGUUAAUCUCCCUAUCCCAUCUUGCAAGACGGUGAUGGUGUACGGUGACUUGCGAGAGAAGCAACCUCAGAAGAAGAUUGAUAAACUGUUUAGGGUCAACAUGAGGCUUGUUUCUAAGUUUGAUGGGAAGGAACAGAAGAAAGAAGGUGAAAAUUGGAAACCUCUGCCUCAAGAAUACAUUCAUGCUCUUGAUGUGAUCUUGAGGGAGAAUCCAACAGAGAAAUGUACAUCGAUUGGAAGAUCGUUUUACUCGAGCUCUAUGGGUGGAUCUAAAGAGAUUGGAGGAGGAGCUGUUGGACUCAGAGGGUUUUUCCAGAGUCUUAGACAAACUCAGCAAGGUUUAGCCCUAAACAUGGAUCUCUCAAUCACAGCAUUCCAUGAAAGCAUUGGGGUAAUAGCUUACUUGCAGAAGCGGCUCGAGUUUCUCAAGGAUAUAUCUAGGAACAAAGGUAGAGAACUGAGCUUGGAGGAAAGAAGAGAAGUAGAGAAAGCACUCACGAACAUAAGAGUCUUUGUUUGCCACAGAGAAACUGUUCAAAGGUAUAGGGUUUACGGGUUAACAAAGGAGGUUACAGAGAAUAUUUGGUUUCCUGAUAGAGAUGGGAAGCAUCUAAGGCUUAUGAGCUACUUCAAAGAUCAUUAUGGUUAUGAGAUUCAGUUCAAGAACUUGCCGUGUCUUCAGAUUAGUAGGACGAGACCUUGUUACCUUCCUAUGGAACUAUGUAUGAUCUGUGAAGGUCAAAAGUUUCUUGGGAAGCUUUCAGAUGAUCAAGCUGCAAAGAUCAUGAAAAUGGGCUGCCAAAGACCAAAUGAAAGGAAAGCUAUUAUUGACAAGGUUAUGUCAGGACCGGUUGGUCCAUCUAGUGGAAACCAAACAAGAGAAUUCAACCUCAAGGUCUCGAGUGAAAUGACAUUGCUAAAAGGAAGAAUACUUCAGCCUCCAAAGCUUAAACUUGACAGGCCAAGGAACCUUGUAGAAAGCAGAGCUUUUAAAGGAACUCGAAUCGAGAGAUGGGCUUUGAUGAGUAUUGGAGGCAGCUCGGAUCAGAAAUCUACCAUUCCCAAGUUCAUAAACGAGCUCACUCAAAAGUGUGAGCAUUUAGGAGUCUUCCUAAGCAAGAAUACAAUAAGCAGCACCUUCUUUGAAACAUCACACAUACUAAACAACAUUUCGCUUCUCGAAUCUAAGCUGAAGGAGAUUCAAAGAGCGGCGUUGAACAACCUCCAGCUGAUUAUCUGUGUAAUGGAGAAAAAACACAAAGGAUACGGUGAUCUAAAACGUAUAGCAGAGACAAGAAUCGGCGUUGUGACGCAAUGCUGCUUAUACCCUAACAUCACUAAGCUCAACUCUCAGUUCGUUGCAAACUUAGCUCUCAAGAUCAACGCCAAGAUUGGUGGAUCCAUGGCCGAGCUCUACAACUCGAUACCUUCUCACAUUCCGAGAUUGUUUAGACUCGAUGAGCCAGUGAUCUUCAUGGGAGCUGAUGUAACGCAUCCUCAUCCGUUUGAUGACUCUAGUCCUUCAGUAGCUGCUGUGGUCGGGAGCAUAAACUGGCCAGAAGCUAACCGCUACGUCUCUAGAAUGCGGUCUCAGACUCAUAGGCAAGAGAUCAUUCAAGAUCUUGACUUGAUGGUCAAGGAACUUCUUGAUGAUUUCUACAAAGCCGUAAACAAGCUUCCGAGUCGGAUCAUAUUCUUCAGAGACGGUGUGAGUGAGACACAGUUCAAGAAAAUCCUCCAAGAAGAGCUUCAAUCCAUUAAAACAGCUUGCACUAAGUUCCACGGUUACAACCCGAGCAUCACAUUCGCUGUGGUCCAGAAAAGACACCACACGAGGCUGUUCCGGUGCGAUCCUGAUCACCAUGAGAACAUCCCUCCUGGAACAGUGGUCGAUACCGUGAUAACUCAUCCUAAAGAGUUUGAUUUCUAUCUAUGUAGCCAUUUGGGAGUGAAGGGCACGAGCAGGCCAACGCAUUAUCACAUCUUGUGGGACGAAAACGAGUUUACUUCAGAUGAACUGCAGAGACUUGUGUAUAACUUGUGUUACACUUUCGUGAGGUGCACGAAACCUGUUUCUAUUGUGCCGCCUGCUUAUUACGCUCAUCUUGCAGCUUAUAGAGGAAGGCUAUACAUCGAGAGAUCAUCUGAAACUAAUGGAGGACCCAUGAAUCCUUCUUCUGUGUCUCGAGUGGGUCCUCCCAAGACGAUUCCUCUCCCUAGAUUAAGUGAUAAUGUCAAGAAUCUCAUGUUUUACUGUUGAGUUCUUGAUCCUGUUCUUUCUAAGUUCUUGAUUUGAGUUGCUUGAGAUAGAAGCCAAUGUUCUUCCCCCAUUUUGAGUUCGGAAGAUUUUAAACAA